Molecule: messenger RNA, 456 nt
Organism: Cladocopium goreaui
Lineage: Eukaryota; Dinophyceae; Suessiales; Symbiodiniaceae
Source: the annotation of a GenBank genome assembly
AUGAAAGUGCAGAGCCCAAAGACUCCUGUGCUGCCUAUGAAAGUGAUGAGUCCGAAGACACCCAAAUCACACAAGUCUGGCCGUGCAAGUUCGUCCUCAUUUGUGACACCCAUGAAGGCCACGCGCAAGACCAUGCUGAAGCUCACCCCGCCCAAGUGCACCAAGGGUUCACAGGUAGUUAUGAAGAAGCCUUCUGGCUGCCAGAUGGUUCUGAAGAAGCCGGCCGCGGCCAAGAUGUCCAACAAGGAGAAGAAGGCACGCUUUGAGAACGUGAUGUGCAAGAUUUCUUCCGAUUGGGAUGAGGUCAAGGCCCACAACAAGUUCUGGAAGUCAGAGCUGGAAAACCGUGGAUGGACAUGCACUUUGAAAUCGAAGCCACGUGACUGGCGCAAGUGGAACAAGACCUGUGCCGCAGCGGGGCCUGUCGGUUGCUACACGGACUCCGACAACGAGUGA